Messenger RNA from Hansenula anomala, 195 nucleotides. RefSeq lists its product as uncharacterized. NCBI's taxonomy places the organism in Eukaryota, Fungi, Ascomycota, Saccharomycetes, Phaffomycetales, Wickerhamomycetaceae. The coding region runs from base 1 to 195 and encodes 64 amino acids. The record is from RefSeq and is a predicted model, not a curated record. The transcript has a single exon.
AUGUACAAUGUGGACUACGAGAUUUUCUACCAACUUCACGUUUUAAAAAUUGGAGCAUUUCGCCCUCUGGUGCUUAAGCUAAGAAGAAUCCAGUUCUUCAUUCUUGAGUACAGACCUAAGUACACGUCCAAAAUCAAUAGAAGUUCGACUCAAAGCUCCAAAAGGACAGCUUGUUCCUUUCCUUCACAGACCUAA